Rotaria sp. Silwood2 is the source of this 1761-nucleotide messenger RNA. The record is from the annotation of a GenBank genome assembly. Lineage: Eukaryota; Metazoa; Rotifera; Eurotatoria; Philodinida; Philodinidae.
AUGUUUCGUCGUGGUACAAAACGACCACGUUUUAGUCUUGGUGGUCAUGCUAUUUUCGAACAUGACGAUUCAUCAAAUCAUUCUGGUCUUGGCAUGGCGGAUUAUGAAGAAGAUUCUUCAUCUCAACAGCAAGCAACAACAGUAAAUAAUUCCGAUCCAAAUUUUCUUUUCAAUCAAGUUACAACCGAUCGACCACGACGUAUUCAAAAAUCCAUAACUAAAUCCCAUAAUGAUGAUAAUACAAAUUUAAUUGCAUGUCUCAAUCAUCUUUUACGAAUACUUUCACGUAAAGAUAAAGAAGGUUUUUUUCAAUAUCCUGUUACUGAUCAGUUUGCACCAGGUUAUUCACAAAUAAUUACAAGACCAAUGGAUUGUUCAACAAUGAAAAAAAAAGUUAAUCAAGAUGAUUAUUCAAAUAUACUUGAAUUUCGUUCUGAUUUUGAACUUAUGUGUGAUAAUGCUAUGAAAUAUAAUCGUCCAGAUACAAUUUAUUGGCAAGCUGCAAAAAAACUUCUAGCUACAGGAACAAAAUUAAUGAAUAAAGAUAAAUUAUUAAGUUUUCGUCGUAGUCUUGAAUGUUUUGCUCGUCUUUCUGAACGUGAAUUAGGUUUUCGUAUUGAUUCAUUAAAUAAUAAUAUUGAUGAACAACAAACAACAUCAAAUGAACAAUAUGAAUCAUCAAUAAAUGAACAUGAAAAUUUUUCAACAAUAAAUUUAAAUCAAACAUGUUCACAACGUAAACCAAAAUUAAUAUUAAAAUUACCAAAAUAUUAUGAAAAAGUUUCAACAUCAUUAGUACCUGAUGAAGAAGAUGAUGAAGAAUUAUCACCUGAAGAAAUUCUUUCACAAGCACAACAAUCUGCACAAACUGCACAUGAUAAACUUUGUUUACAUCAUUCAUUAAAUACUUAUACACUUGCAUAUCAACGUACAAAUACUAUAACAUCAUUACGUUUUAUAAAUCAAGAUGAUUUUAGUCAACAAACAGUGACAAUUACACAAUUAAAUGAAGAUAAUUUAUCUUCAACAUUACCUAUUGUUAAUGGUAAUGAAAAACGUCAUCAGUUAUUAUCACGAGAUUUUCUUGAAAAUGGUCCAUUUUCAUCGAAUACAUCACAAUCUGAUUCAACAUUUUCUUCUAUAUCAAAAGAAGAAGUUGAUUUAUUAAUACAUACAUAUGGAAGUGAAUUUUCAGCACAAUAUGCUGUUUCAUUAAUGGAUUAUGUUAAAGAUGCUGGAGAUUUAGCAUUAGCUUAUGUUGAUAGAUUUUUAUCAGUAUUAACAAAUGGUGAACAUGAUAAUUUUAUUAUGAAAACACGUGAAAAACAACAUCAAACUGAAGAAGAUCAAAACAAAAUUGCUGAAACAAGUUCAACUAACAAUGUAGUUUCAUCGAUUGAUUCAAUUUCAUCUUCGGAUCAAAUUAAAUUAGAACCACAAAUACAUAGUAGUAAUACUUUGCAGCAUCCACAAUCAGAUACAAAAUUGAAUGAAAAUUCUAAAUUAUUUACACAGUUACGUCAUUCACAAUAUAAUCGUUUAUCUCAAUCAUCAAAUGAACUUCAUCAAGGAAUCCCUCCAAAACAAACAAAUGAUUCAACUAAUGAAUAUGAUUUAGCUGAAAAAGUUCUUUUUAAUUUUAAUGAUAUAACGUCAUUGUCAAAUGGACCUGAGAAAUUAAUCUCGUCUGAAAGUAUGCAUCAUAACUUUGAUAUUAUUAAUAAUAAUGAACCAUCGUUAUCAACAUUUGACACAUUGUAA